AUGUGCUACUACGGCAGCUACUACGGAGGCCUGGGCUAUGGCUAUGGUGGCCUAGGCUGUGGCUAUGGCUGUGGCUAUGGCUGUGGCUAUGGCUGUGGCUAUGGUGGCUAUGGCUGUGGCUAUGGUGGCUAUGGUUAUGGAUGUUGCCGCCCACUGUGCUGUAGAAGGUACUGGUCCUGUGGCUUCUACUGA
Rattus rattus (black rat) is the source of this 192-nucleotide messenger RNA. Its product is annotated as keratin-associated protein 20-2-like. The transcript has a single exon. Lineage: Eukaryota; Metazoa; Chordata; Mammalia; Rodentia; Muridae. Bases 1 to 192 code for a protein of 63 amino acids. The record is from RefSeq and is a predicted model, not a curated record.